Messenger RNA from Corylus avellana, 3765 nucleotides. Its product is annotated as DNA-directed RNA polymerase subunit beta, putative (DUF630 and DUF632). The record is from RefSeq and is a predicted model, not a curated record. NCBI's taxonomy places the organism in Eukaryota, Viridiplantae, Streptophyta, Magnoliopsida, Fagales, Betulaceae.
CGCCCACACAACGCUUUCUCUCUCUCUCUCUCUUUCAUGUUCACUCACUCUCUCUGCUGCUACAAGCCGACGACAAUCUCCGCGCUGGCAAAGAUUCCCUCUCUGUCUUUUCCUUUCUUUUUCUUUCCUUUCCUUAUCUCCUUCUUCCUCUCCACAAACCCUAGUUUUCAAUUUUCCUGAGAAACAAACGCAUGGUCUAACUAUCGCACUAAAAUCAACGUCAGCAUGCCAUUCUGUCUAUUAACUCUAUAACAAAAGAGCUUUCAUUUCUUGGUUUUUGUACUUUUUUUUGGGUUUUUUUUUUUUUUUUUUGGUUUGUGUUGAGGGUUUUGAGAGUUUCGAAUGGGGUGUUCGAACUCCAAGGUGGACGAUCUGCCGGCGGUGGCGCUGUGCCGGGAGAGACUGACCCACCUGGACGAGGCGAUCCGUCAGCGCUACAAGCUUGCCGAGUCCCACUAUGCUUACAUUCACUCCCUCCAAGGAAUCGGUCACUCCCUCCACCGCUUCAUCGAGCAAGACCUCACUACUUCCGGUCUGCCGGAAUCCCCAGAGCCCAAUCCGAAGACCCACAAGAAGGGCGACCCGGUUGUUGUUCGCGAAGACUCGGGUCACCUCAAUUUCAACUCCGGGUCGGACUCCGACGAUGACGAUUCGGGUUCGCUCCACGAUCACCACCUCUCGGGUGACGCCUCGCCUCUUCACCAUAUUGAGUACAUGGAUACGAAUACGAAUAGAAAUAUGGGUCAAAAUGAAGAGCUGGGUUCGUUUCAGUUUCAAAGUUUGUACCCAGGUGAUGGUCUUGGUGGAGGUGGGUUUAUGCACAUGAAUUACAUGAAGAACAAAGCGACGCCGCCUUCGGUGGUGUACGAGCAGAGGCCGGCGAGUCCAGAGACGGUGUAUAUGGGCGAAUCUUCUUCUUCGGGUUACGGUGGUUAUUCUUAUCCUUAUUAUGGAAAUAGUAAUCCUGGUCUUAGUCCUGCUCCUUAUUCUUCGUAUUAUGGGGGUGCUCCUUCCAAUUCCAAUUACGGUAAUUAUGGUGGAGGUGGCGGUGGUGGUGGUGGUGGUGGUGGGUACUAUGCGAAUUCGCCGAAUCAGGUCGCAGAGACUUCGUCGAAGAAGCCACCGCCGCCUCCACCCUCGCCGCCUAGGGCUUCGGCGUGGGAUUUCUUCAACCCUUUUGAGAGUUAUGAUGGAUACUACGCGGCGGCGUUUACGCCGAGCAGGGACUCGAAGGAGCUGAGGGACGAGGAAGGGAUUCCGGACUUGGAAGACGAGGAUGAAGUGGUGAAGGAGGUUCAUGGGGAUCAGAAGUUUAUUGCUGAUGGUGGUAAGAGCGGUGGUGGUGCGAAUCAUUCCAAGGCUGUGGUGGACGACAGUGAGGCCUCGACGUCGCUCUACGAGUCGAGGCCGAGUGCUGCGCUGGAGAGUGAUGGGAUGGAGUAUGAGGUGCAUGUGGUGGAGAAGAAAGUUGUUGGUAAUGAGGAGAGAGGGGAGGAGAGUAGGGCCGUGUUUAAGGGAUCGCGGAGUGUGUUUCAGGUGGUAAAGGAGAUUGAGGUUCAGUUUGAGAGAGCUUCCCAGUCCGGGACUGAGAUUGCGCAAAUUCUUGAGGUGGGAAAGCUUCCUUAUAACCGUAAACAUGGCGUUUAUCAAGUUUCUUCCAAGAUGUUCAACGUUGUUUCUCCCUCGUUGCCGGUGGUAUCCUCACAGCCUUCUACUUCUAAGGGUGCGGAGUCGUCCUCUGCUGACAAGGCCGGUCCCGCUCAGUUGGACAUGGAUGAAGAUGUGGUGGGUUUGAGAUCUAGAAAGCUUUCGUCUACCUUACAUAAACUAUAUCUUUGGGAGAAGAAACUCUAUAACGAAGUUAAGGCUGAGGAAAAAAUGCGGGUAGUCCAUGACAGAAAUGUAGAUAAGCUGAAGCGCUUAGACCAAAGGGGUUCUGACUUUCACAAAGUUGAUGCCACUCGUGUUUUAAUAAGGAGUCUGUCCACAAAAAUAGGAAUGGCAAUUCAGGUUGUUGACAAGAUAUCUGUGACAAUAAACAAGAUUAGGGAUGAAGAGCUGUGGCCACAACUAAAUGAAUUAAUUAUAGGGUUGACCAGAAUGUGGAAAUGCAUGCUUGAAUGCCAUCAUAUUCAGUGCCAAGCAAUCAGAGAAGCCAAAGGUUUAGGUCCGAUUGGAUCAGGCAAGAAGCUUAGUGAUGCUCAUAUUGGAGCCACUUUGGAGCUUGAGCGUGAGCUUAUUAGGUGGACUGACACAUUCUCUAGUUGGGUAGGUGCCCAGAAGGGAUAUGUGAGAGCCUUGAAUAAUUGGCUUCUGAAAUGUCUUCUGUAUGAACCUGAGGAAACAGAGGAUGGGUUACCUCCUUUUUCACCUAGUAGAGUUGGUGCACCGCCUGUGUUUGUGAUCUGUAACCAGUGGUCACAAGCUUUGGAGAGAAUAUCCGAAAAGCCAGUGGUUGACUCUAUGCAUAUUUUUACCAAGAGUGUGCUUCAGAUCUGGGAACAAGACAAGCUAGAAAUGCACCAGAGGAUGUUGGCAAACAAGGAUCUGGAAAGGAUAGUAAGAAAUUUAGAUAAAGAGGACCAAAAGUUACAGAAGGAGGUUCGGGCAUUAGAUAAGAAAGUGGUUCUGGUCUCUGGGGAUGGUGAAAAUCUCUCGGUCGGACAGAUUGUAUAUCAGAGUGAUACUCGCAAUCGUAGUCUACAGUCAAGUCUGCAGCUCAUUUUUGAGGCCAUGGAGAAAUUCACGGCUGACUCCAUGAAAGCUUAUGAGGAGCUUUUGGCACGUAGUGAAGAAGAAAAGAAAAGGCUUCUCCAGGAGCGUGAAAGAGCUUCACAGGGCUGAGUAGUUAGUACAAGUGUCGAUGCUUUUUUGCACUCUGUAAUUUGGUUCAUCACCUACUGCAAGCUGGCCCAGGAUAUUUGAGGGAUUUAACAUAUGGAGUCAAUGAAUUGGUGCUAUUCUCUUUGGCUAUCAUUUACUCCAUUUGUUGCGGCCUGUACUGGAUUGCUUUGGUUGGUAGUUCAUGUCAUCGCUUCAGUAAGCUAUUACCUCACCAACUAGCUAAUCAAACACGAGCCCACCCGGAUCCAAUACCAGCUGUUUUAAUCAUAGUUAGCCAACCAGGGCAAUUGGGUGACUUGACAAGUGAAAAUGGGCCAGAUACAAGGGACAAGGGGAAGUUUGUGCUGAUUAGAAACCAACUUGAGCCUUGAGCCUCGAGCCACUGCAGUUGUUAAGACAACACAAGUAUGCCAAAGCUGCUGCUGCUGCCGCCCCAACUGGGUGCAAAGCCUACUGAAUCUGUGUUUGCUCAUAGGAUUUUGUUAUGAGCUAUUAUUCUCACUGCUUUAUGUACAGCAACAAGUAGUGGAGGUGGAGGUGGAGGUGGAGGUGGAAUUCUUCAUCUUUAAGCAUCCUACGAGCAAUUUUCCAUUGUGUAUCAGCUUUUCAUGUAGAAGACAUGUUCGAAGGCUUGAUUUUGUGGUUACUUGGGACAAGCAGAGGCAGGGCAGAUCUCCCUCUAGUUUUGCAUGAGGAUUAAGAUUUAAGUGUAAGCAUAGGCAAUCGGGCUGUUCAAGGUGACGCAAGUCACGGAUAAGCCCAAGCAAUAGCACAUCUUGUUUGGUAAAUCAAUUUUUUUAUUUUAUUUUAUUUUUCUUUAUAUUUUCCUAUUAUAGUAAUUUAUUGUAUAGAUAACUUUUGAAACCGAGUAAACUGCAAGCACCUUCAAUAAAGAGCGGUAGCCAAAUGAAUUUUCUUUGA